Molecule: messenger RNA, 2149 nt
Organism: Zophobas morio
Lineage: Eukaryota; Metazoa; Arthropoda; Insecta; Coleoptera; Tenebrionidae
Product: O-acyltransferase like protein-like
Exons: 12
Coding region: 185-2074 (629 amino acids)
Molecular function (GO): acyltransferase activity, transferring groups other than amino-acyl groups
Source: RefSeq, a predicted model, not a curated record
UGGUAAAAUACACAAUGCAAAACAUUAUACCUGCAUUAUAAACCACUUACAAAAAAAGUGUAUUUAUCAUUAAUCCUUCAAGAACCAGUUCUUCCACAAAAAUUGUAUUUAUUUAUUCUCGUGCUGGUUGUCACACUCGAGCUAAAUCACUUGCGAUCAAUAAAUUUAAAUUUGGCAGUGAGAAAUGUGUUUUAAACUAUUCGUACUUUGUUUAGUCAAAACUACCGUUCUAAUAAAACUAACAGAAGCGAUACCAGAAAUCAAUAAAGACUAUGACCUGAUGCCACAACUCUUCAAAUUUGACGAUUUUUACCAGUGCUUGUACCGUCAAGAAGACACUUCUUAUUGUCUAGUUUCCAUAAAGCUAAAUCCGGAAAAUCCGGCAAAUACGACUAAAGUUUGGAACGUUAUCAAGGAUGUUAGCUCAAACACAGACAACUACCGGCACGAUCUACUCAGACACGGACUCUGUCUUCCGAACCACUGCGAACACUGUAGUGCGAAUUUCUCCCAAAGAGUGGAACAAAUCUACGACGAAAAAUUCAAAAAUCUGGGACUGGUGACUACCGUGGACAAAAUUCGUUGUGAAACGAAAAAUUCGGACUACGUGGUUGGAAAACUGGACUAUAUUUUAGCUAUAUUAGCGGCUUCAGGUUUCGUCUUCGUAGUUACACUAUCGUUCGCUUUGGAACUCUUCAAGUACCAAUCGUCAGAAAAAUAUGACACUUUUUCAAAAACAGGGGUUGGUCACAUUCUCACUUGUUUUUCCGUCUCCCAAAACUGGAAAAUUCUGACCAAAAUAAACCCCAAGGACUACAAGUCGGAUUUUGUGCCGUCUAUGCAAGGAGUUCGGUUCAUAUGUUCAGUGUGGAUUAUAUAUGUUCACACAGCCAUCGUGACUUUAGCUAUUCCACUUGCCAAUCCAGAAUACACAGAAGAGGCUGUCCACAGGGUUCUAACGAGUUACCAUUCCAACGGCGGUGUUCUUGUCCAAAUAUUCUUCGUCCUGUCUUCGUGGUUACUGGUUGUCAGUAUUUUAGAAAAGUUGCAAAAGUCCAAGAAAAUCACCUUUGGGUACUUGUUGGUUUACAUUUUUGGCAAGUAUUUUCGAUUAAUUCCACUGCUGGCUCUGGUUGUUGGUUUACAUAGCACGUGGCUGGUGCACUACUCCCGAGGUCCCUUCUGGGACGACCUAGUCGGAGAAGAGUACAGAAUAUGCAGGCAAAAGUGGUGGUUGAAUCUACUCUUCAUCAACAACUUCUUCACUUCUGAUGGACUGUGUUUGAUACAGUCGUGGUACAUGGCAGCGGAGUUUCAGCUCUUCGUACUAGGCUCCAUUAUUUUGUGGUUAAUACAAAGCAAACCCCGAAGAAUACUCAUAAUUUGUGGGGCGAUAAAUCUGAUUUUUAUAGUUGGACUUUUUUGCUACUUGUUUUGGAGAAAUUUGGAAGUCGGGUUUAAGUUUACGCCAGAGGCGAUGUAUAACUUAAGUCUAUCGUCCAACUACGAGUGGAAUUUCUCGUGGACUUCCACAAUUAUGAGUGUUCCAGGUUUUGCUGUGGGUAUGUGUUUUGGGUACGUUUUUUGGAAAUACAAAGAGGAAAAAAUUUUCACAAAGAAGAGUCAUAUUCUAACAGUGUGGAUAUUGUGUCUAGCUCUGGUACCACUUUCAGUUUUUACUUAUACGUUCUAUGUAUAUAGUGGCUACUACUCCAACAGUAGGUGGUUUGCAUCCAUCUAUGGAAGUGUAUACAAAACGAUUUUUUCGUGUGGAAUAGGGUUAAUGCUGUUCGGUAUGUCCCAAGGACUUGGAGGUUUCUUGAAGAAAGUUUUUGAAUAUCCUCUUUUCCACGUUAUGGCCCAGCUUUCUUAUGGUGCUUUUGUUGUACAUUUUUCCAUAGCGAGAGUCAACGCCGGUCUUAAAAUGUACCCGCCCUUGAUGGCUGACUAUGUUAUGUUCGGAGACAUAAUUGUUACGGUGUCACUCUCCUAUCUGGUAUCCCUGUUUCUAACUAUAUUUGUUCAAAUGCCAUUUACCAUAAUGUCGAAGAAAAUGAUGUUUAUGUUAAAGUAAUCAUGUUAUGAGGAAUAUAAAAUUUGUGUUAAAUUAUAACCCGUCAUCGUUUUAUUAAAAACAACUUCUUUUAAC